This is a messenger RNA of Sceloporus undulatus (fence lizard), 1101 nucleotides long. RefSeq names its product proteasome subunit beta type-8-like. Lineage: Eukaryota; Metazoa; Chordata; Lepidosauria; Squamata; Phrynosomatidae. The record is from RefSeq and is a predicted model, not a curated record. Gene Ontology annotation, molecular function: threonine-type endopeptidase activity. The transcript has 8 exons. Gene Ontology annotation, cellular component: proteasome core complex.
AUGAUGCAGGCUCCCCCUUUGGGGCACUACGCCUUCGGGGUGAAGGAACCCCGCAUCGCCCUCCCUCUGGGGCAGAAACCCUCUGGGUUCCUGCAGACCCACUGCAAAGGCAGUGGCGAUGGGCAUCAGAUCGAGUUGGCCCAUGGCACCACCACCCUGGCUUUUACACUCCAGCAUGGAGUUAUUGUAGCCACUGACUCCAGGGCAUCAGCUGGCAAAUACAUUGAUACUUUGCUUUGCAACAAAGUGAUUGAGAUCAAUCCUUACUUGCUGGGCACCAUGUCCGGAUGUGCUGCUGACUGCUAGUACUGGGAACACCUCUUGGCCCAACAUUGCAGACUCUAUUACUUGCGCAACAAGGAACGGAUCAGUGUCUCAGCAGCCUCCAAGCUAUUGGCCAACAUGUUGAUUGAGUACCGAGGGAUGGGCCUCUCAGUGGGCAGCAUGGUGUGUGGCUGGGACAAGAAGGCAGCUGGAAAGAUUGAGGAAAGGAAAGGGCAAAAGUUAUAUAUAGAUGAUAAUGGAGUACGCUUGAGUGGACCCCUCUUUUCCACGGGAAGCGGAAACUCAUACGCAUACGGGGUGCUGGACAGUGGGCACCACCCUGAUCUGACCGUGGAGGAAGCCUGUGACCUUGGCUGGAGAGCAAUCUCUUACGCCACCCAUCGGGAUGCCUAUUCGGGUGGAGUGGUGAACAUGUACCACAUGAAGGAAGACGGUUGGAUCCGAGUUGGACAGACUGAUGUCAGCGAACUGCUCUACCAGUAUUCGGAGGCCAGUAUUCGGAGGAAAGCGAACUCGUGGCCGACAAGGAACCACAAAGAACUGCAAAUAUUGGAGAGAAGUUUGGACACUCAGGGCAAGAGGAAAAGGGACAGAAGCAAAGUGCAGCAAACGAGGCAAUAAUAAAAUAUCUCUGGCUUUUUGUUUUUAUGAUUGUUACAGAUUCUGUAUCCUACAGUGAUUUAUUUAUCUAUUUAAUAUCUCUCUUUUCUAAAUUAAAUUAAAACAGUUACAAUCUGAACACCUUAAGAACAAGUAUACCCAUUGCACUACCCCUACCAGUUCAAAGCUGAAGGCUUGUUUAAAUAAGGUCUUUGC